Molecule: messenger RNA, 428 nt
Organism: Symsagittifera roscoffensis
Lineage: Eukaryota; Metazoa; Xenacoelomorpha; Acoela; Convolutidae
Exons: 2
Coding region: 76-390 (104 amino acids)
Source: RefSeq, a predicted model, not a curated record
UAAGACUCAACAAUCAACAAAAAGAAAGCUGAAAAUUUUGAUUUUAUUAUUGAAACUACUUAUCGCAAUGAUAAAAUGGUCAGUUAUAACAGCCUUCUAAAAGAAAAUUGCUCUCGUGUGUUGGGUCAUUUCUUCUCGGUUUUUCUCUUCUCGGGUGUUCGUGUCUCGGCUUCUCCCGACAGCAGCGGCAAAUACUCGGCGGGCAGUUGGCGCAUCGUCCUCAUCAUAACAGGUGUGCUGAUUGGCGUGGUUGCAAUAGUGAUCAUCUCAGCUGCCCUUGUUGCACACAGGGAGAAAAAGAAAGGAGUCGACAGCAGCAGUCUAUCCUCGUCACGUGACUCCACAAAUGACACAUCCAGGGAGAAGGGGAGGGGUACCAACAGAGAUUGAAUUAAAACACUUGUAAAGGAUUGCUUUUAGAUGUAGAA